Messenger RNA from Porites evermanni, 6814 nucleotides. The record is from the annotation of a GenBank genome assembly. NCBI's taxonomy places the organism in Eukaryota, Metazoa, Cnidaria, Anthozoa, Scleractinia, Poritidae.
AUGGUGGAUGAAGCGACCAAGAGAACGGUAGCUUCCAUUCCGACUUUAAAAACAAAAGCUGGACCUCGCGAUAGCGAUGAUUGGGUUCAGAGGUUAAAAGAAGAGUACACCAGUCUUAUUAAGGUAAAAGUUAUCAAGGCAAAGAAAAUAGUAUUCAUCGGCGUGUUGAAAAGCUUACGUGUCCAAAUGAAAUAGUUUAAGAACUUGUAACAGGGGCACCCAACGAGAAUAUAGUUCAAAACCACUUAAACAUAGCAUUGUUAAACGUGUUUUAGUAUUUAAACGGUGGAUAUGGGCAUAUUUUUAUCCCCUAUAAAUUUUUGAUCUGUUCGGAUUUCCUAGCUGAAAGUCUAGUGAUCCGAAGAUUAUAGGGAUCAAAACUUACCUGUUCGAAAAUUUCAGCCUGAAAAAAGGCUCCCGAAAAUUUUAGGUGACCUUUUUAGGGUAAUAAUCCGUUGAAAAUGGGCAAUAUAUGGUAAAAAAUCUACAAGCUUUUAGGAUCCUCUCCGUCCGUUCGUUCUUUAAAAUGUUGUUUACAAGGCUUUUAAGAUCUAGAGUUUAGCAGAAGGCUUGUCUAUAAAAAGGCUUUUAACAGGUUGGUUGCCCCUGUUGUAACCUUAUAACAAGUGUAUUUUGUUGUAGUAUGUGAGUAAUAACAAAGAAGCAGACAAUGACUGGUUCAGACUUGAAUCCAACAAAGAAGGAACCAGGUGAGGCACUCCUUUUCUUUUUAAUUUCUUAAGAUCACAAUUCAUUUGCCCAGAUAACAAUAAAUUUCAUUUAAUAUCAUUCAUUCUAGGUAUGCUUCGUUUCUGCACUGGCAAAUUCUAUAAAAUCAGCCAGCUUUGACCAAAUUUGUGAGACGUUUGCAAUAUCCAGUAAAAUGAUAUUGAUAGUAAAGGAUAUUGACAGGAUAAAGGGAUGGCAACAGAGAAGUCCUGGGUACAAGGUUGUCUUAGCUCAGCUGUUUUGGUAGAGCUGCAGAAAAUGGCAGAAAGUUUCACAUGUUUUGCGAAGAAGAAAUAGUUAAACUUUUGCCUAGAAGCAAAAAAAGAAAAGCAAAAUUAGUCGUUUGGGGUCCACAUAUUUAAUGUGACCUUUUUUAUAACUGGAAAAGGUCAUUGACUCCAAAUUUAAGUAAAAAAAGGAGAUGUUCUCCAACAAAGUGUCAUAUUUAGACCCCCCAAAAAGGUCUCAUGACCUCAACAGGGUAACAAAAUGUACAGAUUUUUUCUUAAAAAGGGUGGGAGUUUGAAGACUUCAGAAGCAUACUUCCCUCCAUUGCCUCCCCUCUCCCUCCCCACAGGAAGUUGCUCAAUCCUCAUAGCACGGGGUAAAAUUGGAUGUUUCCAGAAACAGUCUAAUCCCCACACCAAGAACGGUCAUUGAAAAGAUCACGAGGAAGAGGGUCUUGAAGGCGAAAAAAGACAGUAAGAACCUUAAAUGAAAGGUUCAAACUAGUAAACUGGUAAACCUUCCAUGUGGUGAGGGGAUGAUAGGGAAGUAUGGAUAUUUUCUGAAGCAGCACAUUGAGAGUAAAAACCGACAAUAACAGUGCAUCAUGCUGACAUUCCUUUUUUUUUUUUGCUUUGGUACUUCGAACACCUCUCUUACCAUAAUUUUAUUCUUCAUAUUAAACAUAGUUUUGAUUUAUUUGUAGAUGGUUUGGGAAGUGCUGGUAUAUACACAACCUCCUUAAGUAUGAAUUUGAUAUUGAAUUUGAUGUAAGUAUUUUAACGGUUCUAUAGAACAUAUAUUGACCACCAGCCCAAAAGGAACAUGAUAGGGUUAUUUAAUGCAUUUGCAAUAAUCCUUAGAACAUAAUAAAUACACUCAACACUUCUGCCUAUGGGCGUGAGUCUGUGAACACUUUUGCUUUCUAAUUAAAUGCCAUACCAACUGUAUUUCCCCAAAUAAUCGCCGUGGUGCUUAUUUCAAAUUUCAGCAGGGAUCAUAGGGCGCCUAUUUAAUGGAGAGCACUUAAUCAAGGGGCUGCUUAUCACAUUUUCCUUAGAACAAAGUAGAGAAUAGUCAAGUUGUUCCGGGGGGAGGGGGGGUUGUACUGACAUAUAUUAUUGGCUUUAUAGAGAUUACUUCACUUGAUGAGUGAAUAAAAAUCAUACAAAGCUUUUCCCAUGCUGUAAUGUGUGUAUUUCAUAGGUACUGAGAUUUUUUUCGUGUAAUUUGGUAGACAAAUGCACAAAGGGGCGAUUAAAAAAGUUAAAAGUAGUCAAUUUAAAAUCGCCCAACAACUGCAACUAACUUAAUGAAAGCUUUUAAACUUAGAACACUUACUGUGGUGUUUAGCCUGAGCAUGUUUAAAAGUGCGCCAGGACUACACAUACCAAGUAAACCCUUCUAAUACAAUAUUUUUAACUCUUUGCUUUGGUCUUUGCCGCUGGAAUAUUUUCAAUUUUCCUGUCUUUGUUCGUCAUUUUUAAAAACCUUUUAAGCAAUCUUACUUCUAAUUCAGUUUUUUAAGCGGUAUUUUUGUUUUCAUGUUCCAAAAAUAAAUUCUUCAACCAAGCAAACAGAAGCAAACCUUCCCUCGCGCAUUUUCAAAGUGUGCAGAUUUUUGUGCAAUGGCUCUCGGGUGACAUUGUCUUCACUACGUUCAUUCAUCAUAAGUGAAAUUUCGUGGUUGCUGAUUGGACGAAUGAUAGUUUUUCACGGUGAAAUUUUGUCGUUUGUGCUCCUGAUUGGCUCCGAGCAGAAUCAGUGCGAAUUUUAUUCACUAUGAUUUUUGUGGAUAAAUCUCAGCACCUAUGAAAUAAAUAGCUUUGUACUGCUGUGAGGGGUAUGGUUUUCAAGCAGUUUACCCUGAGAUAUGGGUAUAUAAAUCAGAGAGUUUGGGACUAGAACAGGACAUCGUUUUCCAGGAAACUGAUCAGUUGGUUAAAGAUUUUAGUCUAGACUAGGGAUACCAGGAAUUGCCAUUCAUUAAUAUAAAAAAAUCAAAUCGGCAUGUUAAAAAUUAGACAACUCAGACUAAAGCUACUGUCGGAUAGAAGGAAUUUGGGGAGUUUAGUCUAGUAAAGGGGUCGCAAAAUUUAGCUGAACUAUCUCUGGUGUAGGCUAAGGGUUCCAGGGUCUCAGCAGCAUGUCCCCACCCCAAAAUUCUAAAAGUUCCCCCCGGGAGUUGUUCCUAGGAAGUUUAUGGCAUCUACCAAGAACAUGGUCAAUAGGACAAAAAUUGAAAGAAGAGACAACGCACAUAAAGGAAUUCUGCACAUGGUUAUAGAAAUAACUGGAAGUAUCAUCAUGGAAAAGAAACUAUUCUCCCAUACUGAUUCUGCUGUAGUCAAAGCCUGAAAAGUUAAAAAUAAAGUGGCCAUAGAAGUUGAUUUUCCUUCUAUCACUGCUAUUUAAGAAAGUGCUAGGGGAUGGGAAGGGGGUGCUUUUUCCAGAUGUGAAAGAGUAGCACUAUUUGUUUUAUCCAGUAGUCAAGCCAUUCCUUGAGGAUAUUACAUAAUGCAGUCUGCUUUGGGAAAAUUAUUAUUUUAUAAUCAACUUGCAUGGCAAUUAACAGUAAAGUAGAAAUUUGCACAAGAUUCUCAUUUCAGUCUGUUCAAUCAGUAGCUGGAUCAUAAUGUCAUUCUUUUCACAGAUUCCAGUGACAUAUCCCACAACAGCACCAGAGAUAGCCAUUCCAGAACUUGAUGGGAAAACUGCAAAAAUGUAUAGGUAACUAAUGGCAUUAUUCAUUAAAAUUCUUACUUGACUUCAAAUGGUGGGUGCUCUCAAUAUAAGUAUACAGUCAAAACACCCUGUAGCAGAAGCAGACACCAUAAACAAACUGAUAAAUCGUCCCCAACCAGAGCUUUCUGAACUGACCCUAGUAAGCAACCACUAGUAAUAAUAAGAGAUAACUGCCCACUUUUUGGAGAUUGCACCAUUCACUUCAAAUGUUGGAGAUAUACAGUUGACUCCCAAUAACUUGAACCUUCUAGGGAAAUCGAAAAAAGUUCAAGUUAUUGAGAGUUUGAGUUUUGGGGAGUUCGAAGCAAAUUACUGAGAAUAAGGAAAUAAGCAAAUGGGCGGGGAGAGAAUACAAUAAUUAUUAUCACACUUCACUUCAAGGGCAGCAAGAAAUAAAGAUUGAUAUUUGACAAGGAAAUUGAAGCAACAAAGCUUGAGUAAUGUACAGGACUGGACACUGCAUUUGAACUGGAUUGACAAAGAAGUAAAGACAAAGAAUACAUGGUUGUUCUGAAAUAAAUUCAAUGUUUCGGACUGCAGAACCUUAUUUUUGUCACGCUCUUAAAACAUAGUUUGAGUUAUCAUAAUCAAGAGAUAGAAAUGAUCCGAAGGGAAACAAAAAUUGUGUCGAGUUAGCGGGAGGUUUGAGUUAUCGGGGGCUCAAGUUACCAAGGGUAAAAUUAUGUAAAUGUAUGAAGGAAAUCCAGGGUUAAUCGUUUUUGGUUCGAGUUAGCCUGAGGUUUGAGUUAGCGAGGGUUUGAGUUAGUGAGGGAUCCACUUACUGGGAUUUGACUGUAGGAUUAAAAGAAAGAAAAGUUGAAGCUGUUUUUCAAUAUGGGAGUAAUAUGACGUAGCCGUCAUUUCUGUCUCCUUUUAGAAAAGCGGGAGAAAUGCUGGGGACCCAUGGAAUUGGGGGGGGGGGAGUAGUGCUGGAAAGGAAACCCACCCCUCCCCUGCCCCUAUUUUUUUUGCUCACUCUCAUACGUCUUCGGCUCUUAACUGGCUUGGCUAAAAGGAAAGGGAAACCACUGCUAUGCAGGCUAUAUGGGAUUUUUUUCAAGGUGACCGCGGUAGAGUUUCACCUGUUGUCUGCUUGCAAGAGUGUCUUUUAAGAGAGUUAACAAUGUACCUAGACCCAGAUUUAAUUUUGCAUUUUUGAAGCCUGCUUCCACUUUCCUUUUUUCUCUUUAUUCCAUUUCAGGGGUGGCAAGAUUUGUAUGACAGACCAUUUUAAGCCUCUCUGGGGUAGAAAUGUCCCUAAAUUUGGAAUAGCCCAUGCCAUGGCUCUUGGGGUAAGUAAUUGUUAAACGUUGACUUAAACCCCAAUAUCCGCACUCAAAUUCUCCCAACUGAUCUCUUUACAUUUCCUUACAGAAUUAGUUCAGAGAAUUUGAUAAAAGAUCAAAACAUUUUCCCCUUAGGUGAUCAUUUCAUUAAUUCUCCUAACCUUUUCUCUUGAUUAUGCAUUGAUAUGGUAAGGAGAAAAUUGAUGUUGGUCACUCUUGGGAUGUAAAGGAUUAAGAGGUCAAAGAAAAAAAUCCUAAGAAAAUUCAACUUGCUUUUUGUAAUAAGAACACUUUACAGCAGAGUUCAGUCUUGCUUGUUUGCAGAUUAGAUUGAGAAAUGAGGAGGCGAUUAAUUCUACACAAAACAGGAUUUACUCGCUCAAGGUUUUUUAUAUACUUCCUACUUUAGCAGGCUAUACAUGUGUAUAAAUACACAAAACUUCAAACAUUUGCUAAGGAGAAAAGCACUACAGUAGUAGCCUGUUAACUUGAACUCUGAAGGGAAAUGAAAAACAGUUCCAAGUAGAAGGGAAUUCGAGUUAUCGAGGUUCUACUGUAAUACAAUGAUGCUGAAACAAGAGACUGAAUUGUGUCCCUUGAAAAAGGCAUCAAUGACUUUUUUAUGUGAAUGGCUGCUUAUAAAAGUUGUAUGGUUUGUAUGGUGGUAAAAAUUGGGUUUUAUCAAGGUGGCCAUAAGGAACUGAGGAGAAUUAACCCUUUAAGCCCCAAGAGUGAUCAGCAUCAAAUUUCUCCUUUUAAUAUCAAUGCUUUGUAAAACGGAGUGGUCUUGAGAAUUGCAAACAUGAUCACACAAGAUGAAUUUGCUUGAUAUUUUAUCAACUUGCAAGUGGUCAGAACUAAUCUCUUCUGAUAAGGACAAAAAACCAUACUCCCUGCCUUGCAGCACUUUUACCAAUAAUUUUACUGGUCUGACUUUUGUGGGGCAACAGAUAAUUACUAAGGGGCAACGGUCGCUGGCAGUGAUCCCUCUAAUUUGCCAUUUCCAGGAAAUGCUUCAAUUCAUUAGAGCUCAGGAACCAGUUGCAAAAUAUAAUACUAACAUCACUACCAUGCUUCUUUGGUUAAAGUGUUUUUAAUCCAAAACAAGGUUAAAGCCUUAGAAGUAGAGCGUUCUACUUGUAAGAGUGUCCAUAGACCCUCAACUAUAUAUAGACUGCUAUGAUGAACAAUGAAGAUUCACUGUUUUCUCUGAAUUGUUAUUGUUUUUGUUUGUUUUUUUUGGAGAGUAAAAUGCGUCCAGUAUUGUGAAAGGAAAGCUUUUCUGGGUAUUUCCAUUUUUGUUCAGUUAGCAAACGUUUUGUAACAAAAGUUGGCCUCAGUUUUAUCUUGACAUCUAAGCCUAUAUUUCUUGAGUUGUCAUCCAUACGUGAUAAUAGUGAAAUUCGUUCUUUCCUCUUUUCUUUUAUCUUUCUUUGUUUAUUGAUAAUGAUUGAAAGAUACAUAUCCAUUUAAAAACCAAGGAGAUAAUGUUCCGACGUUUCGGCGACCUCAUGACGCCAUUAUCAAUGAACUGGAAAUAGAUAAAUGCGAUUCAAUCCGUGCUUAAGUCUUUAUCCAGCUCUCCUAACUUAAUGCAAAUUUAGAGUACUUUAAUAAAUCUUUUUGAACUCGCAUUUAUUUAUUUCCAUGUCCUUGACAACAGCGUCGUAAGGUCACCAAAAUGUCGGAACAUUAUGUCGUUAGUUUUUACAUGUCUAUCUUUUCUUUGUUUCGUUUUAUUUUAGCUUGGUCCCUGGUUGGCCGUAGAAAUUCCUGAUCUCAUAGAAAAAGGACUGAUAGAAUACAAAGAAAAAACUGCAAGCAAAUAG